Elgaria multicarinata webbii is the source of this 3161-nucleotide messenger RNA. RefSeq names its product zinc finger protein 420-like. NCBI's taxonomy places the organism in Eukaryota, Metazoa, Chordata, Lepidosauria, Squamata, Anguidae. Gene Ontology annotation, molecular function: DNA-binding transcription factor activity, RNA polymerase II-specific; RNA polymerase II cis-regulatory region sequence-specific DNA binding. The coding region runs from base 372 to 3023 and encodes 883 amino acids. Gene Ontology annotation, biological process: regulation of transcription by RNA polymerase II. The transcript has 3 exons. The record is from RefSeq and is a predicted model, not a curated record.
GGAGACGCACCUUUCCAGGAUUCCUCGCCACCCCCUCGAAAUAUCAGCUCUGAAACUUGGGCCUGUGGCCUACCUUGCCAGGUUGGUGUUUAUAAGAAUCAAAUUAUUGGGGAAGGCACAUGGGCCUUGUUGCCGGGGCGGGGGCAUUGUUCGGCCAUCCUUCGACAGAAUGAUCAGUCAAGAAGCCAUCCGGCUCCGUUACCAGGUUUGGCCAAGGAGGGAAGUUGGGAACCUUCUCACGGAGAACCCUGGUGUGCCUCCUUCACACUCUCUGUUUUAAUUCUUACAGCGCAGUCCCUGCCUCAAAGGAGAAAUUGGCAGCCAAGGAAAGAGACUGUUUCGAGUCCUGCAGGGAGCAGAAGAGAGUGAAGAUGGAAGAGCAAAGCUUUGCUGGCCCUGAGGCAGGAAACAUCCAGGAAGGGAGCAGUGCAGAGCCCUGGGAAGGAAGAGUGCAGGAGGAACAGCCUGGGAGCAACACCUGCUCAGACACGGAGCGCCAGGGCUUCAGGGACUUCUGCUACCAGGAGGCCAUGGGGCCCCGAAAGGUUUGCAGCCGACUCCACCACCUUUGCCGCCAGUGGCUGAAGCCAGAAAGGAACACGAAAGCUGAGAUGCUGGAUCUGGUGGUCCUGGAGCAGUUCCUGGCUGUCCUGACCCCAGAGGUGGAGAGUUGGGUCAGAGAGUGUGGAGCAGAGACCAGUUCCCAGGCAGUGGCCCUGGCAGAAGGCUUCCUCCUGAGCCAGGCAGAGGACCAAGAGCAGGGUCUGGUGACCUUUGAUGAGGUGGCUGUGCAUUUCUCGGAGGAGGAGUGGGCUCUGCUGGAUCCAGGCCAGAGAACUCUGCACAAAGAAGUCAUGGAGAAUAAUCGUGGGAUCCUGGCCUCUCUGGGUGAUCACAGGGAGAACAAGAAAAAUGGCCCACACCAGAGAAGGAAAACCGAAACUGAAGAGAAGAGGGAAAACAAAUCUAUUUCUUUUGAAGGAUCAGUCUGUGAAACUCCAAUACUAGAAGUACCAAGUAAAAAGAAGAAACAGAGUAAAACUCAGAAGAUUCAUUCUAACAAAUAUCAAAGGUUUCAAUGCUUAGUGUGUGAAAAACAAUUCACUUUCAACUCACAACUUAAGCUGCAGCAAAGAUUUCACACUGGGGAGAAGCCCUAUAAAUGCUUAGAAUGCGGGAAGAGCUUUGCUCAGAGAACACAGCUUAAGCGGAAUCAAGGAAUUCACACUGGGGAGAAGUCCUAUAAGUGCUUAGAAUGCGGGAAGAGCUUUGUUCUGAGCUCAAACCUUAAGCUGCAUCAAAGAAUUCACACUGGGGAAAAGCCCUAUAAAUGCUUAGAAUGCGGGAAGAGCUUUGCUCACAGCACAAGCUUUAAAUGGCAUCAAGGAAUUCAUACUGGGGAGAAGCCCUAUAAAUGCUUAGAAUGCGGGAAGAGCUUUGUUCUGAGCACACAACUUAAGCGGCAUCAGAGAAUUCACACUGGGGAGAAGCCCUAUAAAUGCUUAGAAUGCGGGAAGAGCUUUGCUCACAGCACUAGCCUUAAGCUGCAUCAAGGAAUUCACACCGGGGAGAAGCCCUAUAAAUGCUUUGAGUGUGGGAAGACCUUUGCUCAGAGCACACAGCUUAAGCAGCAUCAAGGAAUUCACACCGGGGUGAAGCCCUAUAAAUGCUUAGAAUGUGGGAAGAGCUUUGUUCUGAGCUCAAACCUUAAGCAGCAUCAAGGAAUUCACACUGGGGAGAAGCCCUAUAAAUGCUUAGAAUGCGGGAAGAGCUUUGCUCACAGCACAAGCCUUAAGCGGCAUCAAGGAAUUCAUACUGGGGAGAAGCCCUAUAAAUGCUUAGAAUGCGGAAAGAGCUUUGCUCACAGAACAAGCUUUAAAUGGCAUCAAGGAAUUCACACUGGGGAGAAGCCCUAUAAGUGCUUAGAAUGCGGGAAGAGCUUUGUUCUGAGCACACAACUUAAGCGGCAUCAGAGAAUUCACACUGGGGAGAAGCCCUAUAAAUGCUUAGAAUGCGGGAAGAGCUUUGCUCACAGCACAAGCCUUAAGCUGCAUCAAGGAAAUCACACCGGGGAGAAGCCCUAUAAAUGCUUUGAGUGUGGGAAGACCUUUGCUCAGAGCACACAGCUUAAGCAGCAUCAAAGAAUUCACACUGGGGAGAAGCCCUAUAAAUGCUUAGAAUGCGGCAAGAGCUUUGGUCACAGCACAAGCCUUAAGCGGCAUCAAGGAAUUCAUACUGGGGAGAAUCCCUAUAAAUGCUUAGAAUGCGGAAAGAGCUUUGCUCACAGCACUAGCCUUAAGCUGCAUCAAGGAAAUCACAACAGGGAGAAGCCCUAUAAAUGCUUUGAGUGUGGGAAGACCUUUGCUCAGAGCACACAGCUUAAGCAGCAUCAAAGAAUUCACACUGGGGAGAAGCCCUAUAAAUGCUUAGAAUGCGGGAAGAGCUUUGCUCACAGCACAAGCCUUAAGCGGCAUCAAGGAAUUCAUACUGGGGAGAAGCCCUAUAAAUGCUUAGAAUGCGGAAAGACCUUUGUUCAGAGCACACACCUUAAUAAGCAUCAAGGAAUUCACACCGGGGAGGAGCCCUAUAAAUGCUUUGAGUGUGGGAAGACCUUUGCUCACAGCACACAGCUAAAGCAGCAUCAAGGAAUUCACACCGGUGAGAAGCCCUAUAAAUGCUUUGACUGCGGGAAGACCUUUGCUCGGAGCACAUACCUUAAUCUACAUCAACGAAUUCACACUGGGGAGAAACCCUAUAAAUGCUUAGAGUGUGGAAAGAGCUUUGCUUGCCUCAAUUACCUUAAGAGGCAUCAAAGAAUUCACACUGGGGAGAAGCCCUAUAAAUGCUUUGAGUGUGGGAAGACCUUUGCUCAUAGCACACAGCUUAAGCAGCAUCAACACAUUCACACUGGGGAAAAGCCCUAUAAAUGCGUAGAGUGUGGAAAGAGCUUUGUUUGCCUCAGAAACCUUAAGAGGCAUCAAAGAAUUCACACUGGGGAGAAGCCCAAUAAAUGCUUAGUGUAGCAUUUUUUGCAUCUUAGAUUGUUAGAGUUGAUCUUGUAACUGUUAGAUCUUGUAACUGUGCAUUUGGUUUCUAUUUCCUAAAUGUAGAACUUGGUAUUUAUCCCUAUUAAAUUUCAUUCUGUUGUUUUCAGACCAUCA